This is a messenger RNA of Orbicella faveolata, 2047 nucleotides long. RefSeq names its product p21-activated protein kinase-interacting protein 1-like. Lineage: Eukaryota; Metazoa; Cnidaria; Anthozoa; Scleractinia; Merulinidae. Gene Ontology annotation, molecular function: protein binding. The record is from RefSeq and is a predicted model, not a curated record.
AAGUCACAUGGCAAAUCCAACAUGGAAGUCAUUGUUGGUACAUAUGAACAAGUUCUCGUUGGUUUUGACGUCCUCUUUGGUGAAGAUGAGCUUGAGUAUAGGCUUAAACCGAAAUUCGCUGAAAAAGAACACGCUGGUUGCAUCAAAUGUGCGGCCAACAGCGGUGAAUAUCUUGCAACUGGUAGUUCGGAUGAAACUAUAAGGUUAUAUAAUCUCAAAGACCAUCGAGAGUUGGGUGCAUUAAUGCAACAUGAGGGUACCAUAACUUGUUUGGCAUUUCACAGCAGUACUCACAUGUUAAGUGGUAGUGAGGAUAAGACAAUAUGUGUUUGGGAGUGCCGCACAUGGGACUGCCUUAAAACUUUAAAAGGCCAUAGAGGUCAUAUAAAUUCAGUUUCUGUUCAUCCAUCUGGGAGACUUGCUCUCUCUGUAGCAAAGGACAAGACACUAAGAACAUGGAAUCUUGUGACAGGCAAAUCAGCAUAUGUUACCAAUAUCAAGGAAGCUGCCCUUCUUGUGAAGUGGUCCCCUGCUGGCGAUAGCUAUGCUGUGGCCAUUGGAACAAAAGUAGUAGUUUACAAACUUGCUACUGCUGCCUUAUCCUUUACAAUGGAGUUUUCCAGAUAUGUGUUGGCAUUGGAUUUCCUCUCGGAGAACAUCCUGGCUGCAGGAGGAGAAUUUGAAGGGAUACGAAUUCUGGACAUAGAGAAGGAGCAGUGUCUACAGACAGUGAAAGGGCAUGCUAGCAGGGUGAAAGAUCUCUGCAUGACUGAAGAUUUGCUUAAAGAGGACACCAGACGUUUGCUGUUGUUUUCAACAUCGUCCGAUGGAGAUUUAAGAGGCUGGGCCUUCAACCCGGACAACUUUGAAGAAGAAGCUAUGCUCGUGACCAGAUAUCAAGUGCCUGGUAGACCAACAUGUUUGACUGUCGUGGGUCGGAGAUCGCCUCCCACCAAGGUUGAAACUGCGGCCGAGGCAAUGGUUGUGGAGCCUGCAGAGCCUAUGAAGGAGAAAAAGAAGAAAGAGAAAGGAAAGGCUGACAGACGAACCACAAGUACUUCAGCUGACGAACCUAAAAAGAAAAAGAACAGGACAAAGAAGAAAAAGUCUACAAAAAUUCGAGCCGGUUCAGGCAAGAAAACAGCGAAAGGAGCAAACAACACGCCUGAACAGACGAAAGAUGAAACGGGAGCCAUGGAGGCGAAUGACACUGGCGAAAGCGAUGAAAAUAAUGAUGAUGGAGAAGACGAGGAAAAGACACCAGGGUUACAAAUCUCUUGAAGACUCAAAAGCUGUAUCUAAGGAGUUUUUUGCACUCGUUGUUGUCCAGUGGCAAAGUAGACGAAGGUACUUCCGGCGGAAGUCAUCAGUUCAGCUUGACGCACUAAAGUGAAACAUAUACGCUGACCAAGGUAUAUGCUGACCAAGGAAAUGGUGAUCGUCAGCUCAAUCAAUUCUGGAAAUAGAACCGGUUCUCAAAGCUACCAACCUUUGUCCAGUGAUUGAAGCCGAAAAUACGUGUUGACACACGUCUUUUGAGAACUAUAGAAUUUUGUCUUAUGUGGCUAUUUUGUCAUUUAAAGUUGCCUAACUUAGUUCGCAACUCGAUCUCGCUUGCGGCAGAAACCGCGAAAGGUUCUUACGGCCAAGAAAAGCGUCCGUUUUCUUCGGUUCCCUUCGAUUAGUAACCUGACUUGCAGUCCGGCUACACCUGUGUUAUCGUCUGUGUAGCCUGAGGCAACAGGCGUUGUUGCAUGCGAUACUUCGGUCGCCACGAAUAUUACGCGGCGGUCAGAAGGAGUGCACAAAACAGAGCCUGUUAACUCGACAGUCACCGGAAAACACGUUAAUCGUUAGUGACGUAAGGUGGAUUUUGGAAGAAACAGUUUAUUGUCAAGUUAGUGUCAAUAUAUGAAAUAGACUGGAGAAUGCCUGAUCGUUGGUUAACCAUAUUAUUGAAUAUAUAGCGCUAGGUUACAGUCCUUAUGUGGAAAUCUGAUAUACAAGGCCGAAAAAUGAGUUAAUAAAAAAAAUAUCCAAAUUAAAA